This is a messenger RNA of Ostrea edulis (European flat oyster), 3209 nucleotides long. Its product is annotated as AP-1 complex subunit beta-1-like. NCBI's taxonomy places the organism in Eukaryota, Metazoa, Mollusca, Bivalvia, Ostreida, Ostreidae. Gene Ontology annotation, cellular component: clathrin adaptor complex; membrane coat. Gene Ontology annotation, biological process: vesicle-mediated transport; intracellular protein transport. The transcript is spliced from 20 exons. The coding region runs from base 105 to 2909 and encodes 934 amino acids. The record is from RefSeq and is a predicted model, not a curated record. Gene Ontology annotation, molecular function: clathrin binding.
CUGACGUUUUGGCGGAGGCGGGGACCAGACUAACAGUUGCUAUGACGCGGACGGGCUUACGGGAACGAUUUAUGGGGGAUCGACAUUGAAUAAUUACAGUCAAAAUGACAGACUCAAAGUACUUUAACACCACCAAAAAAGGUGAAGUAUUUGAACUGAAGACAGAAUUACAAAGUAAUAAAAAGGAGAGGAAAAAGGAGGCUGUCAAAAAAAUUAUUGCAAGCAUGACAGUAGGAAAAGAUGUCAGUGCCCUUUUCCCCGAUGUGUUGAACUGCAUGCAGACUGACAACUUGGAAUUGAAAAAGCUGGUGUAUCUGUACUUAAUGAAUUACGCCAAAAGUCAGCCAGAUAUGGCCAUUAUGGCAGUCAGUACUUUUGUCAGGGAUUGUAAGGAUUCAAAUCCACUGAUUCGAGCCCUGGCUGUGCGGACCAUUGGUUGUAUCCGAGUGGACAAUAUUAUUGACUAUCUAUUGGGAUGUGACCCUUUGAAAAACUGUCUGAAAGACGAGGACCCCUAUGUCAGGAAGACUGCUGCUCUGUGUGUGGCCAAACUACAUAAUAUCAACGCCCAGCUGGUGGAGGACCAGGGAUUUCUGGAUCAACUACGAGACAUGCUGUCUGAUUCCAACCCAAUGGUGGUUGCUAAUGCAGUAGCAGCUAUAUCAGAAAUCCUGGAUUCUUCACCCACAGCUCAGCAGGUGCUUGAAAUGAAUUUCAGCACCAUCAACAAACUGCUGACAGCACUUAAUGAAUGCACAGAAUGGGGACAAGUUUUUAUUCUGGAUGCCAUUGCAAACUACACACCAAAAGAUGAUAAGGAGGCUCAAAGUGUCUGUGAGCGAGUGACACCCAGACUAGCCCAUGCUAAUGCAGCUGUUGUACUGUCAGCUGUCAAGGUCAUCAUGAAGUUUAUGGAGAUGUUAGAGGUCAACUCUGAUUACAUCUCUACCCUAGUCAAAAAACUGUCCCCUCCACUGGUCACUCUGCUGUCUGCUGAACCAGAAAUCCAGUAUGUGGCCCUCAGGAACAUCAACCUGGUUGUCCAGAAACGACAAGAGAUCCUGAAGAACGAGAUGAAGGUUUUCUUUGUUAAGUACAAUGACCCCAUUUAUGUGAAGCUGGAGAAACUGGACAUCAUGAUCAGACUGACCUCCCAGGCCAACAUAGCACAGGUCCUGGCUGAACUCAAGGAGUAUGCUACGGAAGUGGACGUUGACUUUGUAAGGAAGUCGGUGCGAGCCAUUGGUCGUUGUGCCAUCAAGGUGGCGCCUGCUGCUGAGAGGUGUGUCAGCACACUGUUGGACCUUAUACAGACCAAGGUUAACUAUGUUGUACAGGAGGCCAUUGUGGUCAUUAAGGACAUCUUCAGAAAAUAUCCCAACAAGUAUGAAAGCAUAAUUGCCACACUUUGUGAAAAUCUGGACACAUUGGAUGAACCUGAAGCAAAAGCUUCCAUGAUUUGGAUCAUUGGUGAAUAUGCAGAGAGAAUAGACAACGCAGAUGAACUCUUGGAAAGUUUCCUUGAAGGAUUCCAGGAUGAAAAUACUCAGGUGCAACUUCAGCUGCUCACAGCCAUAGUGAAAUUGUUUUUAAAAAGACCAACAGACACACAGGAACUUGUACAACAAGUGUUAAGUCUGGCCACACAGGAUAGUGACAAUCCUGACCUCCGCGAUCGAGGCUACAUCUACUGGAGACUUCUGUCCACUGACCCGGCAGCUGCUAAAGAGGUCGUCCUGGCCGAGAAACUGCUCAUCUAUGAGGAAGAAGAUCUCAUUGAGCCCACAUUACUGGACGAGUUAAUCUGUAAUAUAUCCAGUCUAGCCUCUGUGUAUCAUAAGCCUCCAAAUGCUUUUGUGGAGGGCAGCAAAUCAUCUCUACGGAAAAUCCUGCCACCCAGAUCACAGUCAGGAAAUGUUGGGGAAGAGCAAGUGACCACACAGGAGGCAGAGACCCCGGCAGGACCUCAGGCUACAGUCAUACCGGGUGUGGACUCCCUCAUCGGAGACCUCCUCUACAUGGACCUUGGAGAACCCUCCAUGCAGCAGCAGCAAAUGUAUCCCCCACAGCCCACAUCACAAACUCCUGUACAGGGUGGAGGAGGCAUUGAUCUCUUGAGUGAAGGCUUGGAUUCUCUGCUUGGUGGACCCGCCCCUGCCGGGGAUUCAUUAGGAGAACUGGGUGAUAUAUUUGGUAUGCCAGCUAUACAAUCCUAUGUUCCUCCACAAGAGGUGUGGUUACCUGCCUCCAAAGGUAAAGGCAUGGAAGUGACUGGAACCUUUAACAGAAAGCAGGGAAAUAUAAUAAUGGAGCUGACAUUCGCAAACAAAGCCAUGCAUCCCAUGACAGGAAUUGCUAUACAGUUUAAUAAAAAUAGUUUUGGUCUGACGCCUGCAGCCCCAAUAAACAUUUCCUUAGCAUUACUCCCUAACCAGAGCACUAGUUACUCAUUACAGCUAAACACAUUGGGAGCAGUACAACGUAUGGACCCACUCACAAAUCUACAGGUGGCAAUUAAGAACAACAUUGAUGUGUUUUACUUCAGCUGUCUAGUACCUAUGCAUGUAUUGUUUACGGAAGAUGGAGAAAUGGAAAAACGUGUAUUUUUAGCUACAUGGAAAGACAUUCCAGCCCAAAAUGAAGUCCAAUAUGAGAUUUCUAACAUACAGCAUAAUGCAGACACUAUAUCACAGAAAUUAAAGAACAACAAUGUGUUUACCAUAGCCAAACAAAAUGUUGAAGGACAAGAUAUAUUGUACCAAUCUCUCAAAUUAACAAAUGGAAUCUGGGUAUUAGCAGAAUUAAAGAUACAACCGAAUAACCCCAAUUUUAUGUUAUUGCUAAAGGCCAAAGCAACGGACGUUUACCAAGGAAUACAGCAAGCUAUUGAAACCAUACUUCACAACUAAAGACUGUUGUAAACUUGCUUGUCGAAUGGCAUUAUUUGCAGACCUAUUUUAAUGUGUUGUUGGUGUUGUGAAUCGUACAAAACUCGUUACGUGUAAUCUACCGAGUCACUACAUAUAUUGUAUUGCUGGAAGCAGUGCGCAGUGUUUUAUCAUCAAUGACCAUAAUUCUACACAUACGACUUUUUUAUGUUGUCAUCUGUAGGUACACCUUAAAGGUUAAAUGCAAAUUAUCAACAUGUAUAUCUUAUUUGGUAUUUAUAUGAAAGUUCUAGCUGCUUCAUUAAAAUGUCUUUCAUCAAA